AUGGCUGGCCGUUUCGUACGCUCCUCCAAAUAUCGGCACGUGUUCGGCCGCCCGACUCGCAAGGAACAAUGCUAUGACAACGUGAGGGUGUCGAAGAAUGCUUGGGAUACAAACUUGAUCAAGGCCAAUCCCGAAUACCUCGCCCUCAAUUGGGAUAGCAGUGGUGGUGGUGCGUUUGCCGUCAUCCCUACGAAAGAGAAAGGUCGCCUACCCGAACGUAUACCGCUCUUCCGUGGACAUACUGCUGUGGUCCUGGACACAGACUGGAACCCUUUCAAUGAUUCGUUGAUCGCGUCCGGGUCGGAUGAUGGCAAGGUUUUCCUGUGGAGAGUUCCGGACGACUUCACACUGCAUCUCGACAUUCCCGCAGAUGAGAUCCAAGAUAUUGCCCCUGUGGGCAAACUAAGUGGUCACCCGAAGAAAGUCGGACACGUGCUCUUCAAUCCCGCCGCUGAGAAUAUCCUGGCAUCAGCAGCUGGAGAUUUCACGAUCAAGAUAUGGGAUAUCGAGUCCGGCUCUUCCAAGCUGUCGCUUAAGGUCGGCGAGGUGAUCCAGUCUUUGUCAUGGAGUGCGAAUGGUUCGCUUUUGGUCACGACAUCUCGAGACAAGAAAUUGAGGAUAUGGGACACAAGACAAGAAAAACCCGUUCACGAAGGCCCAGGCCAUGCAGGCGCCAAAAACAGUCGCGCCGUGUGGAUGGGUGAACACGACCGCAUCGCGACGACCGGCUUUUCCAGAAUGAGUGACCGUCAGCUUGCGCUUUGGGACGUCCGAAACGCACAGGAACCCAUCGAUGGGUUCCAAAUGCUGGACUCGAUAUCAGGCGUAUGCAUGCCCUUCUGGGACGAAGGCACCCAGUGUCUAUUCCUCGCAGGCAGGGGUGACGGCAACAUCCGUUAUUACGAAUAUGAGCAUGACAAGUUCGAAUACCUGUCCGAGUACAAAUCGUCCGAUCCUCAACGGGGAGUGGCCUUCAUUCCCAAAAGGGGAGUUAAUCUGCAUGAGAACGAGGUCGCUCGAGCGUACAAGACGGUGAAUGACAACUACAUUGAGCCUAUUUCCUUUAUUGUGCCUCGGAGAGCAGAGACUUUUCAGGAGGACAUCUAUCCCCCUACUGUUGGUCUGAAGCCAGCCAUGAGCGGCAAAGAAUGGCUUGAUGGUGCAGAGGGACUGCCGCCAAAGAUUUCCAUGGAAAGCUUGUAUGAGGGUACCGGUGUGAAAGAAGUCGCAGCGGAUGAGGCAAAGCCGGCCAAAAAGGCACCCGAACCUGUCAAGGCUGUCGAAUCGAAGAAAGAAGUUCCCGAGCCAACACCAGAACCGAUCCCGGCGACAAUUCGAUCUCCUCCACCAUCCAUGAAGGAACAAGGUGCCACAAUGAUGAGUGCUGCCGACAAAUUCAAAGAUACCGAACUUGCAGAAGGAGGGGACGACGACGAGUCAGAUUUCGAGGAAGUCCAGAAGCCCGUGGAACGGACAAGCGCGACCAAACCGGCGGCCGUCUCAGAGGAGGAAAAGGAGCCAUCUCCUACGCCCGCUGCGACCAAAGUAUGGGAAGACGCCGAGGAACCCGAGCCCGCUCCUAAACACAAGAUGACGGAAUCGGAAAUGCCAGACGAACAGACCGUCGAAGAGGGAGAAGCUUCCAACGUCGCUGCUGAGCCGACCCCUCCGUCGUCAGAUUCCAUGGAGCGUGAAAUGAAGAAUAUGAAGGCCUUAAUUGCCCAGCAGUCACGGCAGCUGAGCAGCCUGACCAAGACGGUAACAGAACUUGUUGCGGAAGUGAAGGCUUUAAAAGGAUCAUAG
Messenger RNA from Fonsecaea multimorphosa CBS 102226, 1803 nucleotides. RefSeq lists its product as uncharacterized. The transcript is spliced from 7 exons. Gene Ontology annotation, molecular function: actin filament binding. NCBI's taxonomy places the organism in Eukaryota, Fungi, Ascomycota, Eurotiomycetes, Chaetothyriales, Herpotrichiellaceae. Bases 1 to 1803 code for a protein of 600 amino acids. Gene Ontology annotation, biological process: actin filament organization. The record is from RefSeq and is a predicted model, not a curated record.